AUGAUAACUCGUACCAAAACUGGCUUACUAAAACCAACAUAUCGCUUAAAUCUGCUUCACAACAAGAUCUCUCAGCAGGAUCCUACCAGCUACACUGAGGCCAACAAACUACUUGAAUGGCGUAAUGCCAUGGCAGUUGAAUUCCUUGCACUUCAAAAGCAAGAUACCUGGCAACUGGUACCCGCUCCUUCAAGCAAGCAAAUCUUGGGGUGCAAAUGGACGUUUCGAAAGAAACUUCACGCAGACGGAACUGUUGCUCGGUUCAAGGCGCGGCUGGUAGCACAAGGCAACCAACAAGAAUAUGGACUCGACUAUGUCGAAACAUUCAGUCCGGUAGCUAAACUACCUACCAUUCGCGUCCUAUUCACCAUCGCUCUUCAUCACGCCUGGAAAAUUCAUCAACUAGAUGUGGAGAACGCCUUUCUUCACGGCGACAUUCAAGAAACCGUCUACAUGAAGCAGCCAAACCGAUUUGAGGACCCCGUCUAUCCGAACCACAUAUGCCUCCUACGGAAAGCGUUAUAUGGCCUCAAACAGGCUCCAAGGAAAUGUUAUACAACAUUAUGCAAUCAUCUCCUUCGACUUGGUUUCUCUCCGAGCAAGGCAGACCCAUAUAUCCUCACAUUCCAUCAAGGUAACACCAAAAUGUUCUUACUCGUAUACGUGGAUGACAUACUCAUCACCGGCAACGACGAAGAUGCCAUCUCCAUGUUUCUUCAUCAACUCAAUCAAACAUUUGCGCUAAAAAACCUUGGCCCUGCGAACCACUUCCUCGGCAUACGAAUUCAAUAUAAACAAGAUAAUUACUUUAUGUCCCAAGAAUCCUAUGCUAUAUCUAUUAUCCAACAAGCCAAUCUCAUCAAUUGCAACUCUGCAGCGAAUCCCUCAUGUACCAAACUACCAGCUGGCCAUACAAUGGAAUCAGCCACGUUGUCCGAUCACACGACCUAUCGGAAGAUCACCGGUGCGUUGCAAUACCUCACCAUUACUCUCCCGGAUAUUGCAUACGCCGUCAAUAUGUUAUCCCAGCAUAUGCACGCUCCACAAGAGGAUCACAUCUUCCUCAAGCGACUCAUUCGGUACAUUAAAGGAACAACGGAUUUUGGACUUCCGAUCAUGAAAUUAGGUCUCAAUCUCACCAACUACUCCGACGCCGAUUGGGUGAGUGAUCCUAUAACCCGGAAAUCAACUUCGAGCUACUGCACCUUCCUUGACACUACGCUGGUGUCGUGGAUAGUGAAGAAACAGACAACGAUUUCCCGGUCAUCAACGGAAUCGGAGUACAGGGCUCUCGCCGCCUCAACUGCUGACACUAUAUGGCUCAAGUGA
Dendrobium catenatum is the source of this 1329-nucleotide messenger RNA. RefSeq lists its product as uncharacterized. NCBI's taxonomy places the organism in Eukaryota, Viridiplantae, Streptophyta, Magnoliopsida, Asparagales, Orchidaceae. The transcript has a single exon. The coding region runs from base 1 to 1329 and encodes 442 amino acids. The record is from RefSeq and is a predicted model, not a curated record.